This is a messenger RNA of Saimiri boliviensis boliviensis (Bolivian squirrel monkey), 4412 nucleotides long. RefSeq names its product ring finger protein 123 (gene RNF123). Gene Ontology annotation, cellular component: cytoplasm. NCBI's taxonomy places the organism in Eukaryota, Metazoa, Chordata, Mammalia, Primates, Cebidae. Gene Ontology annotation, molecular function: protein binding; ubiquitin-protein transferase activity. The record is from RefSeq and is a predicted model, not a curated record.
AGCGUGCGCGUGAUUUGGCCCUAGACGGAUGCCGUAGCCAAGAGGUUGGGCGGAUGUUGUGAGCCGGGUCGCCGCGGCCAAGGCUCGGGCCUCCAGGACGACUGACUGCCCAUGAGAGAUGAAGGAUGGCAUCCAAGGGGGCCGGCAUGUCUUUCUCCCGCAAGAGCUAUAGGCUGACCUCAGAUGCUGAGAAAUCCAGGGUCACAGGCAUUGUGCAGGAGAAGCUGCUGAAUGACUACCUGAACCGCAUCUUUUCCUCUUCUGACCAUGCACCCCCAGCAGCCACCAGCAGGAAACCCCUGAACUUCCAGAACCUGCCAGAACAUUUGGACCUUUUGCUACAGGUGGACGAUGAGGAAGAGGAAAGCCAGGGACAGGUUGAAGGGCGGCUUGGCCCAUCCACUGUGGUCCUGGAUCACACAGGCGGCUUCGAGGGGCUUCUCCUGGUAGAUGAUGACCUGCUGGGGGUGAUUGGACACAGCAACUUUGGCACCAUCCGCUCUACCACAUGCGUGUACAAAGGGAAAUGGGUCUACGAGGUCCUCAUCUCCUCUCAGGGGCUCAUGCAGAUUGGCUGGUGCACCAUCAGCUGCCGCUUCAACCAGGAGGAAGGGGUUGGAGAUACACACAACUCCUAUGCCUAUGAUGGCAACCGUGUGCGCAAGUGGAACGUGACCACAACGAAUUAUGGCAAGGCGUGGGCAGCGGGGGACAUCGUGAGCUGUCUGAUCGACCUGGAUGAUGGCACGCUGUCCUUCUGCCUGAACGGUGUAUCACUGGGCACUGCCUUCGAGAACCUAUCCAGGGGCCUGGGCAUGGCCUACUUCCCAGCCAUCAGCCUUUCUUUCAAGGAGUCUGUGGCCUUCAACUUUGGCAGUCGUCCUUUGCGCUACCCAGUGGCGGGCUACCGGCCCCUGCAGGACCCACCUAGUGCUGACCUGGUGCGGGCACAGAGGUUGCUGGGCUGCUUCCGGGCAGUGUUGAGUGUGGAGCUGGACCCCGUGGAAGGGCAGCUGUUGGACAGGGAGAGCUCCGAGUGGCGGUUGCGGGGCCAGCCCACUGUCCUCCUCACACUGGCCCACAUCUUCCAUCGCUUUGCACCGCUCCUGCGCAAGGUGUACCUGGUGGAGGCUGUGCUCAUGAGCUUCCUGCUGGGCAUCGUGGAGAAGGGCACACGCGCACAGGCACAGUCCGUGGUGCACCAGGUCCUGGACCUCUUGUGGCUCUUCAUGGAGGACUAUGAGGUACAAGAUUGCCUCAAGCAGUUGAUGAUGUCUCUGCUUCGGCUGUACCGGUUCUCACCCAUCGUCCCAGACCUGGGCCUACAGAUCCAUUACCUACGGCUCACUAUCGCCAUCCUGAAGCAUGAGAAGUCCCGCAAGUUUCUGCUUAGCAACGUCCUCUUCGACGUGCUCCGCUCCGUCGUGUUCUUUUACAUCAAAAACCCCCUGCGUGUGGAGGAAGCUGGCCUGCAGGAGCUCAUUCCCACCACCUGGUGGCCCCACCGCUCCAGUAGGGAGGGCAAAGAGAGCACGGAGAUGGAGGAGACAGCAGAGGAGCGGCUGCGGCGGCGAGCCUACGAACGGGGCUGCCAGCGGCUCAAGAAGCGCAUUGAAGUGGUGGAAGAACUACAGGUCCAGAUCCUGAAGUUGCUGUUGGACAAUAAAGAUGGCAAUGGGGGUGAGGCUUCUAGGUACAUCUUCCUGACCAAGUUUCGCAAGUUUCUGCAGGAAAAUGCCAGCGGCCGCGGGAACAUGCCCAUGCUCUGCCCCCCCGAGUACAUGGUCUGCUUCUUACACCGACUGAUCUCUGCCCUGCGAUACUAUUGGGAUGAGUACAAGGCUUCCAAUCCCCGUGCUUCCUACAGUGAGGAGGCCUACAUCCCACCCCAGGUUUUCUAUAAUGGCAAGGUGGACUACUUUGACCUGCAGCGCCUGGGGGGCCUCCUCUCCCACCUGCGGAAGACCCUCAAAGAUGACCUUGCUUCCAAAGCCAACAUUGUGAUCGACCCACUGGAGCUCCAGGCAGCCACCAUGGAUGACCUGGAUGAAGAUGAGGAGCCAGCCCCAUCUAUGGCCCAGCGCCCCAUGCAGGCCCUGGCUGUUGGGGGGUCACUGCCCCUGCCCCGGCCCAGCUGGCUCAGUUCUCCAACCUUGGGCCGAGCCAACCGCUUCCUCAGCACAGCAGCCGUGAGCCUCAUGACCCCACGGCGUCCUCUUAGCACCUCGGAGAAAGUGAAGGUCCGCACGCUGAGCGUGGAGCAGAGGACCCGUGAGGACAUUGAAGGCAGCCACUGGAACGAGGGCCUGCUGCUGGGGCGGCCCCCCGAGGAGCCUGAGCAGCCCCUCACCGAGAACUCGCUGCUGGAAGUCCUGGAUGGGGUGGUCAUGAUGUACAACCUCAGCGUGCACCAGCAGCUGGGCAAGAUGGUGGGUGUCUCCGAUGAUGUGAAUGAAUACGCUGUGGCUCUGAGGGACACAGAGGACAAGCUCCACCGGUGCCCUGAGUGGAGGAAGGACAUUUUUGCAGAGUUGACCAAGAGCCAGAAGGUUUUCUCAGAAAAGCUGGACCACCUGAGCCGCCGUCUUGCCUGGGUCCAUGCCACUGUCUACUCCCAGGAGAAGAUGCUGGACAUCUACUGGCUGCUGCGAGUCUGCCUGCGGACCAUUGAGCACGGCAAUCGCACGGGAUCUCUCUUUGCCUUCAUGCCCGAGUUCUACCUGAGCGUGGCCAUCAACAGCUAUAGUGCUCUCAAGAAUUACUUUGGCCCUGUGCACAGCAUGGAGGAGCUCCCAGGCUAUGAAGAGACCCUGACGCGCCUGGCUGCCAUUCUCGCCAAACACUUUGCAGACACACGCAUCGUGGGCACUGACAUACGAGACUCACUGAUGCAAGCCCUGGCCAGCUACGUGUGCUACCCACACUCCCUGCGGGCUGUGGAGCGAAUCCCUGAGGAGCAGCGUAUUGCCAUGGUAAGGAACCUCCUGGCUCCCUAUGAACAGCGACCCUGGGCCCAGACCAACUGGAUCCUGGUGCGGCUCUGGAGGGGCUGUGGCUUUGGGUACCGCUAUACACGGCUGCCACAUCUGCUGAAAACCAAACUUGAGGAUGCCAAUUUGCCCAGCCUCCAGAAGCCCUGCCCCUCCACCCUGCUGCAGCGGCACAUGGCAGACCUCCUGCAGCAGGGUCCUGAUGUGGCACCCAGCUUCCUCAACAGUGUCCUCAACCAGCUCAACUGGGCCUUCUCCGAAUUCAUUGGCAUGAUCCAGGAGAUCCAGCAGGCUGCUGAGCGCCUGGAGCGUAACUUUGUGGAUAGCCGGCAGCUCAAGGUAUGUGCCACCUGCUUUGACCUCUCGGUCAGCCUGCUGCGUGUCUUGGAGAUGACCAUCACACUGGUGCCUGAGAUAUUCCUCGACUGGACCCGGCCUACCUCUGAGAUGCUGUUGCGGCGUCUUGCACAGCUGCUAAACCAGGUUCUGAACCGGGUGACAGCUGAGAGGAACCUGUUUGAUCGUGUGGUCACCCUGCGGCUGCCUGGCCUAGAGAGCGUGGACCACUACCCCAUUCUGGUAGCAGUAACAGGCAUCCUGGUGCAGCUCCUGGUGCGUGGCCCAGCUUCAGAGAGAGACCGAGCCACAUCAGUGCUCCUGGCAGAUCCCUGCUUCCAGCUUCGUUCAAUAUGCUAUCUCCUGGGACAACCAGAGCCCCCAGCACCUGGCACUACCCUGCCAGCCCCUGACCGGAAGCGCUUCUCCCUGCAGAGCUAUGCAGAUUAUAUCAGUGCCGACGAACUGGCUCAGGUGGAACAGAUGCUGGCACACCUGACCUCUGCAUCUGCCCAGGCAGCAGCUGCCUCCCUGGUGAGUGGACCCACAGCACACAGGCCCAACCCACUUGAAUGUGUGCACUUCUACAUAGGCACAGCAGACAUCCACAUAGCUGGGCAUCCAACUCCGGCCCACUCUUCACUUUCCUUCUUGCAGCCCACCAGUGAGGAGGACCUCUGCCCCAUCUGCUAUGCCCACCCCAUCUCUGCUGUGUUCCAGCCCUGUGGCCACAAGUCCUGCAAAGCCUGCAUCAACCAACACCUGAUGAACAACAAGGACUGCUUUUUCUGCAAAGCCACCAUCGUGUCUGUAGAGGACUGGGAGAAGGCAGCCAGUACGAGCACUACCUCCUCAGCUGCUUAGCCCUCAGCCUGCACCAUCCUGGGACCUCCACCCUUGAACCCAGAGCCAGGCUGGGCCCUAUUUAUGAGCUCCCUUUGCCCUUCUCCUGUACCCACCACCACCACCACAUCCAACCUCCUUGCCCGCCUGUUUCAUUGGUGAGAGCCCAGCCAUGGCCCUAAUUGUGCCUGAGCUUGACUUUCAGUCAGGGCCACAGUGAGCAUUAAAUUAUUAUUCCAUACA